AUGCCCUCCGCCUGCGGCCCGCACGUCGCUCGCACCGCGCCGCGUCUUCCAGCGGGCUCAGAGCCAGGCCGACCCCGCACCAGGACCCACCGCGCGCUCCCUCACGGCCUCCUCAGACGGCCAGGAGGCCGCGGGUCGCGCAGCAUGCACCGGAAGUCCACGCCCCAGGAAAACGGGCCUAGCACCACCACCACUGGCCAGCCGCCGCGGGUCGACGUCUCCAGCGACGUCGAGGCCAGCGGAGCUGGGAGCGGGAAGCCGGCGGCCGCGAAGCGCCCGCCACGAGCGAAGCGGGAGUCCCCCGGCGGCAGGCUGACCGAGCGGGAGCCCCAGGGCUUCAGCCUGUUCGAGGAGGACACGUUGGCGGAGGCGUGGUCGCGCGGGCGGUGGCUGCUGGGCCUGCUGGUGCUCCAGAGCUCGUCGUCCUUCGUCCUGGAGAGCUACGAGGGGCUCGUGCGGGAGCACCUCGUCGUGACGCUCUUCCUAACGAUGCUCGUCGGCGCCGGCGGCAACGCCGGGAACCAGAGCGCGAUCCAGGUGAUCCGGCAGCUCGCGACGCGGGAGAUCCGUCCGACGAUGCGCAGCGCGGUGGCGACCAUCCUGAAGCAGGUGCGCGUGGGGCUGCUCCUGGGAGCGGGGCUGUCGGCGGGGGGGUUCGUGCGCGUGUUCGUGACGCAGGGCUCCGUGGUCGACGCGGCGGCGAUCUCGUCGUCGCUGUUCCUGAUCGUGCUGGCCAGCGUCGUGCUCGGGUCCACGCUCCCCUUCGCGCUGGCCAAGGCCGGGCUGGACCCGAUCCACGCGGGCUCGACGAUCCAGGUGAUCAUGGACGUGCUGGGCGUCGUGAUCACGUGCGUGAUGUGCAGCGCGGUGCUCGGGCAGACCGCGGCGGCGCUCGGGGUGUGA
Molecule: messenger RNA, 903 nt
Organism: Pedinophyceae sp. YPF-701
Lineage: Eukaryota; Viridiplantae; Chlorophyta; Pedinophyceae
Source: the annotation of a GenBank genome assembly